AUGGCGGAGACCUCGGGAGCAUUCAUACUUGUGAUCAUCAGCCCGCAGCAUAUUCAAAAUGAGGAGAAAACAAGCUGCAUCAAUGUAGAAUCCAUUAUUGUUGAUGUUGUUCAGGGGCCUAUCUUGCCCGGUGUGGAUUGGCAUGAGCAAUGGAAGGCGGCUCCAGAGAGCCAAGCUAUUCUCAGAGAGUUGGAAGCCACUAAGGAAAGAUACUCUCACGAGCCUAUCCAAGCCUCCAGCUCCGAAUUCGCUAGCCCCUUGCUAAAGCAGCUGAUGGUCGUCAUUUACAGACAUACCAUUGCCCUUUGGCGAAAGCCCGAUUAUAUUUGGAACAAGGUCAUUAUUCAUAUUCUCCAAGCCCUCUUCAACGGAUUCAGCUUCUGGAAAGUCGGACACAGCCACGACGUUUUUCACUUGGAACUGCGACUUUUCUCCAUCUUUAUCUUCCUCUUCGUCGCUGGCGGUGUGAUUGUUCAGCUACAGCCACUCUUCAUGGCCAACCGGGCCAUUUUUGAGGCCCGCGAGAAGAAGUCCAAAACCUACAGCUGGGUUGCCUUUGUGACAGGUCAGAUGGUCGCUGAAAUUCCUUACCUGAUUUCCUGUGGUACGCUAUAUUUCGUCAGCUUCUAUUUCACUAAUGGAUUCUCCGUCGGCGCCAGUGUCUCCGGUCAAUUCUUUCUGGAGAUGAUCCUUUACAAAUUUCUUUACACGGCCGUCGGACAAGGAAUUGCUGUGUUCUCGUCCAACGAAAACUUCGCCUCCUUGGUCAACCCACUUGUUCUCGGUGCCAUCUUCAUCGACUUCUGCAGUGCCCUGGUGCCAUACAACAGUUUGAACGUUUUCUGGAGGUACUGGAUGUACUCUUUCGAUCCUUUUACCUAUGUUGUGCAAUCUCUGUUCACCCAGACAGUCUGGGAUGUCGAAGUCAAAUGUGCCAAGAGCGAGCUAAACAUCAUCAGCCCUCCACCGAACCAAACAUGUGGCAGCUACAUGGCAGAAUUUCUCAGCUCCCAUGCGGAUUUCAUCAACAACCCAGACGCACACCUCAGAGUCUUGAUUCCGGCUUCCUAG
Penicillium odoratum is the source of this 1071-nucleotide messenger RNA. Its product is annotated as ABC multidrug transporter. Gene Ontology annotation, cellular component: membrane. Gene Ontology annotation, molecular function: ABC-type transporter activity. The coding region runs from base 1 to 1071 and encodes 356 amino acids. The transcript has 2 exons. The record is from RefSeq and is a predicted model, not a curated record. NCBI's taxonomy places the organism in Eukaryota, Fungi, Ascomycota, Eurotiomycetes, Eurotiales, Aspergillaceae.